Paramisgurnus dabryanus is the source of this 3142-nucleotide messenger RNA. NCBI's taxonomy places the organism in Eukaryota, Metazoa, Chordata, Actinopteri, Cypriniformes, Cobitidae. The record is from RefSeq and is a predicted model, not a curated record.
AACUCAAUCAAUCCAGCAAUAAUGACAACCUUACGUCUAAAUCUAAGAACAGGUCUCAGUUCGCAGGUUCAGAGACAGACACUUCAAUCAAUACAUCCAUUUAUGCACCAGGUCAGUGUGGCCGGAUAAGCAACUUCCAGUUCCCUUUGAAGAGCCACAGAUCAUCCACCGAAUGCAGUCAACUGGGCAGAAUCUGUAGACCUGUGAUCAAAAGAGCCUGUGGGACGCCUGACAGCAGACUUACAUACUUGAAAUCUCCUCAAGCAUGCAAAAUUGUUUCCUUUUCCACAAACCAAACAGGGAGCACAGGGGGUAACGGAAGCUCAUCCCAAAAUAGAUGCCCUUCAGAUUCAGAUUCUUCUAAAUCUUCUUCAAGUGAAGCAACCUUACAAGAAGAUUACAAAAGGUACCGAGGUUCACGGCUACACAAAAAGAGCCUCGCUAGAUGUAGGAUGAAGUUUGUCGGAGAGGAGAAACGUGAGGUUGCUUUUCAGCCGGACCCUCGUGAUCUACUCUGUACACAAUCUACAGAAAGCCCAAACACGCAAACCAACUUGGUUACAAAUUCUGAAAUGAAUGAAUGCUUUUCUCACAGUCCAGUUGUCCAAGAACAACAACCCGAAUCACUAUGUAACACUGACAGCAUCAAAAACCCAGUUUUUGAAGACAAGCUUCAACAGCGGGACAAAGCAGAAUGUAGAUUUCAUGAAAUACACACUGUGCAGUUAAGCAAGCAAGAAGACCACCCACAAUCACAUCCAUCUGUAGAUGCAGAGCUACAAUCCUCUCCUGGAAAAUGUGUGUCUGCAGACAUGUCAGAAAUUGUCCCCCCUGAAGUGAGACCCAAACCUGCUGUCCCAGCUAAGCCGUCUCAUGUGACCCCACCUUCCGGCGGUCCCUUUUUGACUUCACCCCAAGGGACGGGGGGUGAGGGUCAAGGGUCAGGUCGAGGAUCUACGUUGCUUGGAUACAUUGGUAUAGACACCAUCAUUGAGCAGAUGCGGAAGAAGACGAUGAAGACGGGGUUUGACUUUAACAUCAUGGUGGUUGGUCAGAGUGGUCUUGGCAAAUCCACUCUGGUUAACACCCUGUUUAAGUCACAAGUUAGCAGGAGGACCACAGCUUGGAGUCGUGAUGAGAAGAUUCCAAAAACUGUUGAGAUAAAGUCUGUAUCUCACGUGAUUGAGGAAGGUGGAGUGAAGAUGAAGUUAACUGUGGUUGACACACCAGGUUUUGGGGACCAAAUUAACAAUAAUAACUGCUGGGAGCCCAUAUCCAAAUACAUCAAUGAACAAUAUGAGAAGUUUUUGAAAGAAGAAGUCAACAUUUCUCGCAAAAAACGCAUCCCAGAUACCAGAGUUCACUGCUGCCUGUACUUCAUUUCCCCAACUGGACAUUCGCUUCGCCAGUUGGAUAUUGAGUUUAUGAAACAUCUGAGUCGUUCGGUCAACAUCAUUCCUGUCAUCGCAAAAUCUGACACGCUCACUCCUGAGGAGAAAACUGAAUUUAAACAGAGGGUGAGGAAGGAACUGGAAGCGUGUGGGAUCGAGUGUUAUCCACAAAAAGAGUUUGAUGAAGACAUGGAGGAUAAGAGUGAUAAUGAUAAGAUCAGGGAAGCAAUGCCCUUUGCCGUGGUAGGAAGUGAUAAAGAGUACCAGUUCAAUGGCAAACGAGUUCUGGGUAGAAAGUCGGCAUGGGGAAUGGUGGAGGUUGAAAAUCCAGAUCAUUGUGAAUUCUCCUUACUUCGAGAUUUCCUGAUUAGGUCUCACCUCCAGGACCUGAAGGAGGUCACCCAUAACAUUCACUAUGAGACAUACCGUGCCAAGAGACUCAAUGAUAAUGGAGGUCUGCAUCUCAUCUCCUCCUCCGGCAAUGACACGCAAGAGAGUAACCUGUGAGGAAAACAGAAGGCGGCUAGUAAUGAUAGAUAAUAGACUAAACGUUACAAAGUUUCACCUUGUACAAGCUGUGCAUGCUAUGAAGAUUUCAUUGCUGUGGAGGUUUUGUCCUCAUACUCCUUUUAACUCCUCGUGGAACCCGUUUGCAUCUCUUAUUGCACAACUCUGGAAAAUUGAAAAACCCUUCCCUAGUUGUUAAGCUCACUAUUGAGUUUCGUGAGCAAGAUUGUUCGUGAUAAUCUUUGCACAGGUCUCGUGUAAGAUAAAAUGGUCCUGUGUAAGCAUUUUAAACAGUGUCCACUAUUUUCUCCACUCUGAAAAAUGUAAACCUCCUUUAUCAAAACCUCUGUUACAUACUUUUGAGCAGUUUAAUCUAGUAAAUGGGUCACCACCUGGAGGAUCGCACUGCCACUGCAGCUUACUCUAUUGACCUUAUUUAUUAAAACAUUUAGCACAUUUGACAAUGCAAGAUGCCUGAAAUCUAACAUUAUCAAGAAAUUCUUAGUGUUAAAGUGUUUAGGGUUUUAAUCUCUGGCUCUGGACGAAUGCGGCAGCCAUUCUUUAAAUAUUUUAGAUUAUCUGCAACUAGUUUCAUUUAUUUCUUGCUGUGAAACUCUGCAAAAGCAAGUCUCAGAGGACUCUGACUAUUGAAGAAUAGUAUAUUUUUAAAGAUCCUUCCAAACAGGUUCAACAGUUAUAAUACAUGCCAUGAUUGAUAGUGGCCAAUGUGUUUACAAUGCUGUUUAGCAUCACUAUGAUGGCCGAAUAUAAUUCAGGAUAAAACCGAAAGAGUACUGAUUAAAAUGAUCAGUGCCUUUUGAAAAUCAAAGUUGUGGCUUUAAAGUUUUCCUUCAGCACAUUUUGUAUGGGCACCCUAUGUGUGUGUGUAUGUGUGUUGGCGCGGAUGCGUACAAAAGUCACAUACAUUUUUUCAAUUUGCUACAUGUUUUUUCUAACUCUUUUAACUUACCACCAUCACCCCCAGUAUAUUUUUCAUUGUGUGCCAAUAUUUCCAUGCCUUUGUGUAUUUAACAUUUUUACAUUUCAUGUUACCAUAGGAUUCUCCUACAUGAUCCAUGCACAUACUGAUAACUGUAUGAAACUUAUGUCAUUAUUUUCAUAUCACAUUUCAUUAAUGCUGGUGUGGAAUAAUAAACCGACUUAGAACAAAACAUUAUUUAUAUUGUAUUUAUGUUGUAUUUAUUAUAAUAAUUGUUUUAAUUUAAUAAACAUGUUUGCCAUAA